AUGGAAGCCAAGGACUAUCCUCCCAGUUUCACUAGUCGGAGUUCAGGCUUUCUUCCAUCAGAUCAACAGUCUGACAGCAGGAUUAUCACGGAUGACGAGAAGUUACCUCCUGUUGAUGGAGGUACACAAGCAUGGCUAUUUCUUAUAGCUUCUGCAAUGCUUGAGUCUUUAGUAUGGGGUUACGCUUUUGCAUUUGGAGUCUUCCAGGACUACUACAGUUCACAUCCGCCAUUUGAAGGGUCGGGGCAUAUUGCUGUUAUUGGAACUUGUGCUAUGGGCAUCGCGUAUCUCCUCGCUCCAGCGGCAAUCAUUUUCAUGAUUUUGGUGCCUUCAUUUGCUCGUUGGGUAUCCACAGCUGGCGUUUGCAUUAUGUGCUUCUCUUUGGCAAUGAGCUCAUUUUCCACCAAUGUGACGCACCUCAUCUUGUCACAGGGAAUUGGCUUUGGCACUGGUGGUUGCUUAGCAUACACCCCCACAAUCUUGUUCAUGUCAGAGUGGUUUGCCAAGCGAAAAGGCCUUGCAUUUGGAAUUGUCUGGGCAGGGUCCGGUAUAUCGGGUAUCAUUUUCCCACUCGCUAUACAAUGGCUACUUGACCAGUAUGGAAUAGAAGCAACACUCCGCAUCUCAGCAGUGACUCUAUUCAUUCUCGCCGCGCCUUUUCUCUACUUCCACCGACCUAGAAUCCCCAUGACUGAGGUUGCGUACCACAGGCUUAACUUCCAUUUCUUGUACGACAAGACUUUUAUCGUUUACCAGCUUGGAAACACCCUGGAAGCAGUUGGAUUCUUCUUGCCGACAGUCUACCUCCCCACAUUCGCGCGCAGCCUCGGAGCCAAUGACUUUAUGUCUUCGCUCACCGUGACCCUGGUUAACCUGACCACUGUAUUCGGCUCCGUGUGCAUGGGAUUCCUUUCAGACCGGUAUCAUAUCACAACAUGUAUCUUGAUCUCGACUGUCGGCACCGUCCUAGCCGUCUUUUUCCUUUGGGGCUUUGCCACCUCCAUCGCGCCAUUAUACAUAUUCUGCAUUGCAUACGGCCUCCUCGCGGGCGGUUUUUCGUCUACGUGGGCGGGUGUUUCCAACGAAGUACAACGCGCCAACCCCACCGCAGACGCAACGGUCAUCUUCCCAUUCAUGGAGACUGGCCGUGGAAUCGGCAAUGUCGCCAGUGGUCCGCUAAGCGAGGCUCUCCUCAAAGCAGACAACUGGCGCGGACAUGCAUAUGGUGCCUAUGGAAGUGGCUACGGUACGCUGGUUGUCUGCACCGGCGCCACUGCGCUGAUGGGUGGGAUCUGUGUUGUGGCGCGUCAAUUCAAGUGGAUAUAG
Molecule: messenger RNA, 1326 nt
Organism: Penicillium canescens
Lineage: Eukaryota; Fungi; Ascomycota; Eurotiomycetes; Eurotiales; Aspergillaceae
Exons: 4
Coding region: 1-1326 (441 amino acids)
Biological process (GO): transmembrane transport
Cellular component (GO): fungal-type vacuole membrane
Molecular function (GO): transmembrane transporter activity
Source: RefSeq, a predicted model, not a curated record